GCCUGGGAAGACGGCCACGUCAAGAUUGUUGUCCGGCGGAAGCACUUAUUGCUGGACAGCGUAGAUGCUGUCAUGAGUUUGGGACGGGACGAUUUGCGCAAACGGUGGAGGGUGGAGUUUUUGGGAGAGCCGGGUAUGGACGUAGGCGGUGUUUCGCGCGAGUGGUUUCAGCUCGUAACGGAACAAAUAUACGAUCCCGAUUUCGGGUUGUGGUUGUCUUCCGUCAACAAUCAAAUGUGUAUGAAUAUCAACCCGUCGAGCGGUAUGUCAUGCCCGGAGGACCACUUUAUUUACUUUCGCUUUCUUGGUCGCAUUCUUGGAAGGGCGCUCUUUGAUCGGCAAGUAGUCAAGGGUCACAUGGUUCGGACUCUUUACAAGCACCUUUUAGGGUGGCCUAUCACUUUCGAAGAUAUCCAAUCACAAGACGAAGAAUACUAUCAAUCCCUCAAGAAACUCACCAAAAUGGAAGACGUUUCGUUGAUGUGCCUUGAUUUUACUGCAACAGAAGAAAGCUUGGGCGUUCGCACCGAAGUCGAUCUUGUGGAAGGCGGGGCUCUCAAGGAAGUGACCAACGAGAAUCUUGCUCAGUAUCUGGAGGCGAAUCUACAGUAUCGUAUGCUAGGUCGCAUCAAGCCACAAGUUACCGAGUUGCUACUGGGCUUUUUCGACAUAAUCCCAGAACCAGCGUUAACUGUAUUUGACGCGAACGAACUUGAACUUAUUCUCUGUGGGCUCCCCGAAAUUGACAUGGUGGACUGGCAGCAGAAUACACUAUAUUCUGGUAUGUUCGAAGGAAAGGGCUGCAGUAGCGAAGUAGUUACAUGGUUUUGGGAAAUAAUGAAGGAAGAUUUUGAUCAAGAAAUGCGUGCUCGGCUCCUACAGUUUGUUACCGGAACAUCCGGUGUGCCAUCUCGAGGAUUUGCAGUGCUUCAGGGAAUUGACGGAAAUAUCAAGAAAUUUACUAUUCACGGUGUGGACAGUUGCAACUAUUAUCCCAAGGCCCAUACUUGUUUUAACAGGAUCGACCUGCCCCUGUACGCAUCCAAGAAAGAGCUCUUUGACCGACUGAAGACAGCGAUUACUAUGUCGGGGGUUGGGUUCGAUAUGGAAUAG
This is a messenger RNA of Phaeodactylum tricornutum CCAP 1055/1, 1113 nucleotides long. RefSeq lists its product with no specific name. The annotation marks the transcript as partial. Gene Ontology annotation, molecular function: ubiquitin-protein transferase activity. The transcript is spliced from 2 exons. The record is from RefSeq and is a predicted model, not a curated record. Lineage: Eukaryota; Bacillariophyta; Bacillariophyceae; Surirellales; Neidiaceae.